UCUAACCGACUGGGGUAACGGCUGGCGCUCGCGGACAUGACGCAGUCAACCGAUGGCAAGGCUCUGGUAUUGGGCUUGUUGGCAGGGGUGGGUAUCGGGGCGGCCGGCCUCACGCUGGCGGUCGCCUGGUACCGAAGGACCAAAGAGAACGAAAGCAGCAUCUCCGCUGCGAGGAGUCGGGUUGAGUUUCGCAACCGUUUAAAAGCCUCCGGGCCCAGGAUCCCCUCGCCGCGUCAGGCCGACAUCUUGGAGACGCUCAGUGAGCUGAUCCGUAGCCUGGAGGAGGUGAAGGACGAGGUACAAAGCCUAAAGGAGGCCGUGCCUCGCCUGGAGGAACGAGUGCGGAAAGAACUUAGUGAGCUCGGGCCGGAGCGGAGUCCGAGAAAAGCGGCCAGGAAGAGAAAGAGAAGCGAGCGAGUCUUGGAGGAUGGAGAUGGAGAUGUAGAUGUUUCCGCUGUUGGUUUUGGUUCUGUCAGCUCCGAGGAGGUGGAGAGUGAAGGCGGCUAUAUCACAGCACAUACAGAUACAGAAGAAGAAUCUGAAGAGGAAAAGGUGAUAUGUUCAACAUUUGGAUCUCCACUACAAGAAGACAGCCAGGCCAGGGAAUUUAAUGUCCUCAUCCAGAAAGCAGAUAACCUACAUGAUAAUCCAGAACUGGAUAAGGAAGAAGGAUUCCAAUUACUGUUAGGAAAAAAAGACCAGUUUUGGGACCAAGUGGAAUUUCUAUGGCGAUUAGCACGGGCAUAUGCUGAUAUGCAUGACAUAGCAGUGGAUGUAGAAGACAAGAAAAACUAUGCAGUAAUUGAUCAGGCAACUUUACUCUGGUCAAGGCAUUUUCCUGAGGAACAAACCAAGAAAUGGCUGUCAAAUGUUUUUGAGUUGAAUCAGGCACAAGAUGUGUGCAUGCUUGCAAUUGUUUGUGGGCAUCUUUCUGAAUAUGGAAGUGUACAGUCCAAAAUCAAGAAUGGCACUCUUUUCAAAGAUCACAUAGACAAAGCAAUUGAGUUGAGACCACAGGACCCCAAAUUGUACCAUCUACUCGGAAGAUGGUGCUAUGCAGCCUCGAAGCUGUCAUGGCUUGAAAAAAAGGUGGCUGCAACAUUGUUUGACGAACCACCAAAUUCAACCAUACAGGAAGCUUUGCAAUGUUUCCUCAAGGUGGAAGAACUACAUCCAAGGUAUUCCAAAACUAAUUGUGUAUACAUAACAAAGUGUUACAGAGAACUUGGCCAAACCAACAAUGCACAAAUGUGGUGUGACACAGCAGCAUCCUUUCCCUACAAUGCAAAGCAUUGGGACCAAUAUGGAGCAUGAUUGUUGGUUGAUCACAUUCAUGCUUCCAAGCUCUCUGAAAUGCUCAGUGACAUCUUUAAACCUGGCUGCAGAAAAGGCAACAAUUCACCCGAGAUCCACAUUUGCAGCUAUCAAACACAUUCCUGAGCUCCUUUUUUAAAAUUUUUGAUACAGGUGAGGAUUAAGGGAGAAAGUGAGAAGUGUUUUCAAAGAUUGAUAGUGAUAGAAAAAGGAAGCUUUUGGUUAUUUUUGCAUUCCAAAGUUAUCCUGGAAAAGUGAGCAGUUUUGGAAGAGAAAAGGACAUGAUAUAGGCUUGAAUAACUAUGUAAAAUGGUUUUGUUGCCUCAAUCAAGUUGCAAUGAAAAAGACAAUGGAUCUCAUGCCCUUGGAUUAGAAAGUACAUGUUUGCUUACAUUCUGCUUCCCCUCAGAAUCAUGGGCUUUCACCAGUGGCUGUUGGUGGUUGAAGUCCAUCACUAAUACCAAUGGUUACAGGUGUUUAUUCUCAUUUGACUGAAAUCAGACUACAUGUGAGUGUAUAAUGAGAGAGGUUAACGUGAAGUACAUGAUGACAGUGCCUGAAAUAUUGGAAUAGCCCAAGAUAUUUUUGCACAAUCCUUUAAUUGUUCUUUAUGCAAUAUUUUGAAUUUGUAGAAAUGAUUUUAGUGAUUAACCCAUUUUUAUAUUAAGACAUUUAUUUAAUGAACGCGAAUCCUUUUGCUUUUCAGUGCGUAAAUAACUAUUCUAAAGGUAUGUAAUAGUAUUUCAAUGCCAAAUUGAAAGAGUCAACUUUCACUUCCUGUUUUAUGGCAUUGAGAAAAACCAAAUAUUAUAAAUUGCUCCAGAUCAACAAUUGAAAUUUAUUUAUUCCUGCAACCUGAAACUAAUGUAUAGGUAUAAAUAUAAAUUAAUAGAAAUAGAUAGGUGAAAGUGAGUACUGCAGAUGCUGGAGAUUACAGUCAAGAGUAUGGUGCUGGAAAAGCACAGCAGGUCAGGAGCAGGAAAAUCAACAUUUCGGGCAAAAGGCCUUCAUCAGGAAGAUAGCACAAACUUUGUUAAUGUGACCAUAUGGAGAAUAAUUGAAAAAUGAGUAUCAUGUAACAGUUACUGUUUGAAGUGUAGAUUUCUGACCAUAUACCUGAGAGAGUCCAUUUGGUCAAUCUUGGCUAAUUCAUCCAGAAAACAGAGACCUUCCAUCAUUCUCUUGCCAUGAUCUUGUUGAGUUGAGAUAAGUGUGUGGUUUUUACUUCUGCAACCUAAUCCAAAAGGCAAAUUGAUAAUCAAUCUUUGUGUGAUUCUUUUUGACUUAAUUUUCUUUUCACUAGCUUUAACUUGUGUUCCACUUAUUCUGUUUUGUUGGAGUUGUUGAAGUAAUAUUCAAGAUUUAACCAUUUCUCUGCUGUUUAAUAGCUUGUAAACUUCUGUAUGCUGCUGCCUAUUAUCUCUCCUUUCAAGUGUAAAGAAUUUUAAUUAUACUAGUAUUUCCAGAUAACUCAAUUAUUUGACUCUAUUGAUUAAUUUCAUUGCUAUUUCCUACAUUGUUUUCAUUACUUCAAUUUUCAUUAAUAACUUAGAGUAAAACUGAAUGUGACAUUCAACAUGCUGUCUGAGCAGAACUUGGCAUCUCCUGACUAAUCUACAGCAAAUAUGAUUAACCACUGAACACUUUUUGCUUCACAUGUUCAGGAUGAAAUUAAAUCUUUUUCCGCUUUUCCUUUAGUUAUUUAUAGAUCAUAAUAAGAAUUUCAUAUGAAUUGUUCAUGAAAAUUGGUUUCUUGCCGCUCCAUGGUCUUUGGUAAUUUGGUUAUGUCCUUGAUGCUUGGUUGUUGACAUACAAGCCUUUAAUUCCUCUGACUUGCUUUUCUGCUUUACCUUAUUUGUUAUUUCAACCACAAAUUUCCUGUCUCUGCAACUCCUGUAGAUUUUUCUGCAUGCUUGCUAUCUCGGUGCUCAGUCCACUUCUCUACUUGUUCCCUUUUUCCACCUUGGCAAAUGUUCACUUCUUUCUAUCAAUGUGAAGUACUUGGAAAUAAAACUAUUUCUUAUAUAGUUAGGUUUAUAAUAUCCAAUAGAAAAUGUGAACAAGAUAUUAGGAAGUGCUUAUCAAAUGCAAAGCAAGCUUUCACUAAAAUGUAAGACCUUUUUAACAAUAAGACCAUCUCUAUGGAAAGCAGAAUGCUAUUGUUAAAAUAUUACAUCUGGUCAACAUUAUAAAGUUGGUGAAGUUUGAAAAUGAAAUAAUGGGUGAUAAAUUGAAGGUCUCAGAGAUUGUUUUUCUGAGAUUAUGUUGAGGGUUAGUUGGAAAAUAACUCAACUAACAAGGGUGUUUUAAGAAAAGUGAACACGCAGGAGAACAUUUACAAAUGAUUGCCAGAGAACAAUUGUAAUUCCUUGGCCAUUGACUUAAGAGAAAACCUAGAAUAUUUGAUAGUGAUUGGUAAAAUUGAGGGCAGCAGAGCAAGAAGGAAACAAUGCAGACCAGCUGCUUAAUAAACAGUACAAGUACAAGAUUUGAGAACAUCACCAAGAUAUUGGUUAUUAUUAGAGACUGUGAGCCAUGUUCACUAAUGUUGUGAAAUGUGACAACCGAAGAAGAAGCACUUAGAAACCUCUUCCUAUACAUUAGUAUGAUAAAAGUAAUAUUGCUAUAUAGGAAUAUGCCAGUAUACAGUAAGUGAGUUUAAACUUUUUAUUCAUUUCUGGGAUGUGAGCAUCACUGGCUGGGCCAAUAUUUUAUCACCUGACUUGGUUGCUCUUGAGAAGGUGGUGGUGAACUGCCAACUUGAACUGCUGCAGUCCAUGGUAGACCCACAAUACCAUUAGGGAAGAAGUUCCAGGGCUUUAACCCAACAACACUGAAGUAUUGAUUAAGCAUUCUUAUGUAUACUGUCCUCUCCU
This is a messenger RNA of Chiloscyllium plagiosum (whitespotted bambooshark), 4190 nucleotides long. The record is from RefSeq and is a predicted model, not a curated record. Lineage: Eukaryota; Metazoa; Chordata; Chondrichthyes; Orectolobiformes; Hemiscylliidae.